AAUUCUACCUUCCUCUUUUAUUAAUUGUCAGAUUUUGUUUCCUCUCAUUUUACGAGAAGUUAGGUAGGAAUCGUAGGAGAAACAAAACGGACCGACACGUUCAGACUGGUUCAUUGUUCAAGCGUUCAACGUCAAAAUUGUCAAACCUUGUAAAGGUUUGUGUUCAUCCGUAAUUUAAUCAUAUUGUGUAAUAAACUUCCUGCUACAGGGAUAUAUUAAUUAAAUAACAUAAUCUCCAAGUGCUGUGAUAUAGAUUUAUAUUAAUUUAACGAAAUGUCGAACCCCUGGAAGAAAAUAGCUGCACCUUCGGAAGUUCAAGGUUUAUCGGAUAUUAUGUCCGAAGAGAUCGCUAGAGGUCUUCAAAUAAAAGAAGAAUUAAAGUUUGCUGAGCAGCUUUCAGACCAGCAUGUAAGUACUUCGAAGGAAAUACCACAAGAAUUGUUGCAAGAACUCGAGGAAUCAAAUGUCAAAGAAUAUUGCGACUCAGAUGCGAUUAUUGCAAAAGUGUUGCAAUGUCAGUUCGAUAGAGAAUACGAUGAUGAACUCAAAAUGGUUGAGAAGAAACGUAACGGCGACGCUAAAGUAUCGGUGUCGUACGAUAACUAUUUCAACGUCCCACAACAUUUGAUUUACGAUUCUGAUUCUGAAGAUGAUGACUUUAAUGGAGGAAAGAAAGAUUGGGACCGCUUUGAAACUAAUGAGAAAGAGUUCGCAAACCUGCCUCGUCGCGGUUACGUCUUGAAAGAUGGACAGUUGAUCACAAAACACGAUGGUGUAAUAAAUGCCCGGAGGAAUGCUUGCAAAGUUAUGGCCUUUCCACCAGAAGUGUGCACUGGUGACGGUGCUGGUUUCGACAUGAAGUUAUCCAACUCUGUGUUCAACCAUUUGAGAGAGCAAACAAGACACCAUCAGACUCGCAAGCACAAAAUGUUAGAUCGUAAAGAAAGCCAUGCCACUGCCGAAAUGGGUCUGGACGAGCCAACCAGACUCAUUCUGUUUAAACUAAUUAACAAUGAAGUUCUGGAUGAUAUCAAUGGGAUCAUCUCCACUGGCAAAGAAUCAGUUGUGUUACAUGCAAAUGGUAACACUAACAACCCUGACUUAACAGUUCCUAAAGAAUGUGCAAUCAAGGUGUUCAAGACUACACUCAAUGAGUUCAAAACUCGGGACAAGUAUAUAGAGGCAGACUACCGUUUUAAAGACCGCUACUCCAAGCAGAAUCCUCGUAAGAUUGUACACAUGUGGGCUGAGAAAGAGAUGCACAACAUGAUCCGCAUGAAGAAGAUUGGUCUAAACUGCCCUGACAUGGUGUGUUUGAAAAAACAUAUUUUGGUGAUGUCAUUCAUUGGUAAAGACAGUAAGCCUGCUCUGAAAUUAAGGGAAGUGAUUUUGAAACCAGACCAAUGGCAGAGUGUGUACAAUGAGGUUGUGGAGUCAGUACAUAAGUUGUACAAUGUUGGGCACUUGAUCCAUGCUGAUCUGUCAGAGUACAACAUUCUAUGGUGGGACAACAAAUGUUGGUUCAUUGAUGUGUCACAGUCAGUCCAGCCAGACCAUCCUAAUGGACUUAGAUUCCUGCUGAGGGACUGCAAUAAUAUUGCUAAUUUCUUUGAGAAAAAGGGUGUUACUGAUGUCAAAUCUGGUGUUGACCUCUUCAAGUCCAUCACAGGCUUUGAUGAGAUUGAUGUGAACUUCCUUGAAGGUGUUCACACAACUUACAAUUCUUUGUCAUCACGCUUCGAGAUAGCACCAGAUGACAACAGAAAUGUCAGCUACCCAUUUGAGUACUGCUGGCAGAAGUCUAGUGAGGCCAAAGCUAAGAGCGACAAGAGUGCUGAUGAAGAAGACGAAGAGCAGGAGGACGAGUUUGAAGAGAUGUGGUCACACUCCAUUCAGACAAAAGCUUUAGACUCAGCCCCUAACUUUGGAAAUGAGGUACAGGUCAAAGGGAGUAGCUCAAAAGAGAUUGUAGACAACAAGGUCAACUUUGCCAAUGAGCUAGAGGUUGUCAUACCUAAGAUAGAUGAUAAAAGUAGUACAGAUAAAAAGUCUUAAAUCAUUGUAGAAAAGCAGUUUUUACUGAGGUAACAAAGAAAAAAUGUAGGUGUUUUACUGGAAAUACGUAAAAACCAAAAAAAAAGAAUACAAGUGUUUGUAUAUCUGCAUACUAUUAUUUAUCUACUAUGCCAUUGGGAAUUGAAGCAAUUAAAUUGAGUGUUAAAAAUGACUGCAUUAUCAUUUUACAUUUUAACAAUGUAUAUAAAUCACACAUUUUUAAUUUAAUUUAACAUGAUACAAAAAUCAGAAAACAAAAUAAAAAAAACACUUAGGUUCUUCAAAAAAGGUAAAGUGACUUAGAUAAAGAUUUACAUUGUAAAUUUAAUUAAAAUGUAAUUCUAAAUCUAUGUAUACUUAUAAAUAGACACACCAAGACUUGACGUGUCUUUGUUGUCUGGUUGUGCCUCUUACUUAAACACAAUAAAUAAAACACUGGAAUAUUUGA
Molecule: messenger RNA, 2503 nt
Organism: Trichoplusia ni (cabbage looper)
Lineage: Eukaryota; Metazoa; Arthropoda; Insecta; Lepidoptera; Noctuidae
Product: serine/threonine-protein kinase RIO3
Exons: 2
Coding region: 274-2055 (593 amino acids)
Biological process (GO): maturation of SSU-rRNA; protein phosphorylation
Cellular component (GO): cytosol; preribosome, small subunit precursor
Molecular function (GO): protein serine/threonine kinase activity; ATP binding
Source: RefSeq, a predicted model, not a curated record